CACCUAGGAGGGAACCCCACCACCACUAGAGCCACAAUGCAACACGGAGUGAAACGUACAAAUCUUACCGAGGAGGCUAAGAAGGCCAAACUUGAACGGGACAGGGCCAAGAUCGUCGCGUACCGCAGCUCGACCACAAAGCUCCUUGACCAGUACCACAAGGACGUGUACACGUUGGAAACGCUCGAUCUCACCACCGACGUGCUAGCCCUUAACCCGGAACUCUACACCGCCUGGAACUACCGGAGAGAAAUCUUGUUGAAGCUCAUCCCGCACACGUUGACCAAGAAGGAUGCCUUGGAGCAGGACCUCAAGUUGGUCAUGCACCACCUCAAACGGUUCCCCAAGUGCUAUUGGGUCUGGAACCAUCGGAGUUGGUGCUUGCACCAGCUCUCCCUCACGGGUGAGGCCAACUGGGCGUACGAGUUGGCCAUCGUGUCGAGGUUGUUGGAGAUGGACAGUCGGAACUACCAUGGGUGGCAUUACCGUCGGUAUGUGGUGUCCAACAUGGAGCGUGAGUCCGCGGCAGCUGCUGCUUCCCCUGAGUCCGAACGCAAGCUGUUGUUGGACCUUGCCAUUACCGAGUACGAGUACACCACGUCGAAGAUCAACAAGAACAUCUCCAACUUUUCUGCAUGGCACAAUCGGUCGAAACUUAUCCCUCAACUCUAUCUCUUGUACACCCAGGUUGUUGCCUCCAAUUCCGCAGGGGGGCUCUCGGCAACACCCACCUCUAUAGAUCUGAUUUUCCGUAGCCCGUACGACAUACUCAUGCAUGAGCUCGAGCUUGUCAAGACAGGGAUGUACAUGGACGCUGAGGACACUUCUGUUUGGUCCUAUUUGCAAUGGUUGGUCCUGGACCCGCUUUUUGUGGACUCGGCACGGCUGGCCACGGACCAUCACGCCUCGACGUACGUUCAGAUUCUCGAGGGUCAACUCAAGACCAUCACCGAGUUGAAUGAACUUGAGAAGGACGACCAUCCAGACGGUCACGACAAUGUAUGGUGUUUGAAGAGCAUUAUCUUCCUCAAGGGCCUACUAUUGAAGGAGAAUGGGGGUGUAGAUGAAGCUUCUGAACGCGAGAUCCGGUCGAUGCUUGAGACUUUGGUUGAAAUUGAUCCAUUAAGAAGAGGGAGGUAUCUUGACCAGAUCAAAGCUUAG
[Candida] anglica is the source of this 1161-nucleotide messenger RNA. The record is from the annotation of a GenBank genome assembly. Lineage: Eukaryota; Fungi; Ascomycota; Pichiomycetes; Serinales; Debaryomycetaceae.